Messenger RNA from Pelobates cultripes (western spadefoot toad), 10676 nucleotides. The record is from the annotation of a GenBank genome assembly. NCBI's taxonomy places the organism in Eukaryota, Metazoa, Chordata, Amphibia, Anura, Pelobatidae.
AGCAUAAUAGGGAUUGUAAUUGGCAAAACAGAUGUCAAAGGAUUUCCAGACAGAAAAAGUUAAGCCUGUUUCAUUACUUUUGGAGAGUUUUAAGAAAUGCGUGCCACUGUGAAUUUUUAUUGGCUUCGAGCAAUACAAAUGGUUAAUGUUAAUUUGUACCUGCAAAUUACUUAAUUCUUACAAAAAUGUAUACUCAGAUUUAGUCUUAAUUAAGGGAUUCUUUAAUUAACCCCAAAGAGAAUAAUUGGACAUUUUUGCCAUGAGACAAGUUAAUUGGAGAUUCAGGAAUAAUAACACAUUUAUAGCAUCCCACUGUGGUAGAUAUAGAAUAGACCAUUAAAUUAAUGUUAAUUUAUAUAUCUCAAAUUAUACUUAUGUUUAUAGUACUGUUGGCCUACACAUUGAACUAAAAUUGUAAGACUAAAUUCACUUGGGCAAAUGGAAUAUAUAUGUAGGCAUUCGACACUAAGCACAAAAUGACUGACCCACUAUUCCAUGUUCCCGUAGUACCUGGGAUUGUUGAGGCACAUAAGUCGCAUGUACAUGCUUGGUGAAUUUUUAAGAUUAAAAAAAAUUUGGAUUUUGGGAAGUUAAGAAUAUACUGUAAGGUAACGUCUACAUGAGUCUGAUAGAAACAAGAAAAAUAUAUUUCCUUUCAAUACUUGAUGAAUGGAUUAUUAUAUUAAAAAUAUUUUUGAGGUGACAGUUGUCCUUUAAGAAUUUUUUAUUUUUUUUGUUCCCACUAGGUCUAGUGCAGUUAAUUGUUUCCAUUCUUAUAGGUUUCUAUGGGUAAACUUUUUAGCAAUUUGUAGGUAGUUUAAGUCAGCAGUCAUGACUAGUAUAGGGUAGCAUUACAUAACAAAAUUCACAAUAAUUUUAUUAGAAUUCCUUUUACGUAUACAUAAAUUCUCACUAUACUGAGUGAGUACUAAUUGUUUUAAAGGUCUGGUUUGGGUAGUUGUCCACUCAAGUCUUAAAUUAGACUUAAAAAAAAUAGACUCACUAUGGUUAUUACUUUGGGGGCCCGUGCAAUCAGUAUAUCAAGAUUGGUCCACCCUGGAAAAGUUCAAAGCUGAAAUUCAAAGAAGGUCCCAUAGCAUGAGAAAUAUAGCAUCCCCAGACAAUUGUUUUGCUCUCUUGUAUGCUUUUUUAGUAAGGUACGGGUGAUACCACUUUAGGCACAAUAAACAAAGGUUCCAGAUAGCCUAUCAUUUUGUAGUUUUUGGUUUACAGUAAAAAAAUUAAAUUAAAUAAAAUUCCCUAUGGUUUUUUCAAUAUUAUUUGCAUAGAUGUUGGAUCUGAAAGGUACACAUUCAGUUUCACCAUAAGGGAUUCACCAGACUACUUUAUAAAUGCAUCUUCCUGGGGACGAGGGGAAUACAUAAAAUCUCUUGCUGAAAGUUUCAGAAUUGGCGAUUGUGGUAAGUUACAUUAUGUUCCUCAAUAUUUAAUUAAUUAAUUAAACUUUUGCAGUUUUGUUGUACUGAGAUGAACCACACAAAAUGAAUUUCAAACUAAAAGAAACAUAGAGCUUUAUCUGUGACUAUUAUAACAUAAAUUAUUUUAUCUAUCUAUGCUCAAUAUACAGAUAACAUCUGCUAACUUAUCCUCUCUUUGUAAAUGGAUUGAAAUUAAAUCUCUUGCCUGACAAUUUUCAGUAUAAAAAAAUGUCUACUAAUUGUUUUAGUUUGAAAGUGAUCCCUAUCCUCCCAUGUAGUGAAGUCUGAACACAAUUCAGCAAUGCAAUAAUGCCUGUUUAAGAGUGGGUGUCCUUGUGUGAUGGGAACCUUGACCAUUAGCUCCAUUUGACAGGGGUUGGAAAGGGUAAUCCCAGCAUUGUUAUGAUUUAAGCAACUGUUUCAGGAUAUGGGCAGGAGUAUUAAUUUUUGACACAAAAUAAUACAAUAAUUAAACAAUGUAUUAUUAUUGCCUAUUAACAUUGAUAUCGCUGUUUCUUAAAAAGACUGUUUGCACCAUUUGUAUUGAAGUGCUUAAAGAUACACUGCAGACACUGAAAGGGGUUUACUGCAUGCCUAUCUUGUUUCAACUCAUAAAAGUGCUGAUUCCAUGUUUAAUAGCAAGGAGAGAUUUGAUAGGGAAACUUUAAAGAAGCAUUCUGUUGGGAAAUUGCCUCGACCUUCACAUUUGAUAAGCGUAUGCAUAGCAAUUGCCAUGCAUGCGCCAAUUUCAUCCAGACAUAAAAGGGAGACUUUCAUCACUGGCAGUCUUGCAGGGAAAUUUAGGUUUAAAAAAAUUUGUAUUAAGGGUGUGCCUAGCAUAGAUAGGGUUCAAGGAGCACUCCAAACUUUGAAACCAAAUAUAGUUUUGUAACGUUAGAGUGUUUUUUUAACCCCUUAAGGACACAUGACAUGUGUGACAUGUCAUGAUUCCCUUUUAUUCCAGAAGUUUGGUCCUUAAGCGGUUAAAUAAGGAUGGUAGAAAUAUUAUAUAUAUAUAUAUAUAUAUAUAUAUAUAUAUUUAAAAAGAAAUCUACUUACAGCUACCCAAAUGUAGAAUAUAGCUAGGUGCUACCUGCAUUCGAAAUAUAUAUAUAAAACAAAUAUCCAGGGUGCACUCACAGAAAUUUCACUUGUGCUUUUAAUUAAAAAAAAAAUAAGUCGAUUGGUAGAUAUAGUUGUCUUUUAAUUAAAACCACAAGUGAAGUUUACAAAGUAAGUGCACCCUGGAUAUUAUGUGUGUGUGUGUGUGUGUGUGAGUGCACCCUGGAUAGACACAAACACACACUGAUACACAGACACACAUUGACACACAUCUGGAUACACAGACACACUGACACAAAUACAGAUACAAACACUGACAUACAUACAUAUAAACAGGUAUUGACAUGCAGAUACACAGACACACAAUGACACUCAUACAGAUACAGAUACUGACACACAUACAGAUACACAGACACACACAUAUACACAGGGGCACACAUUGACACUUAAAUUCACAUACAGGCACACAGAUACAUUGACUCACAGAUACACAUACAGACGACACACAGAUAGUUACACGGACACAUAGAUAUACAUACAGAUAACUACACAGAUACACAUACAGACACACAGAUAGGUACACAGGCACAUAGAUACGUACAUAGCCACAGAUAGAUACACAGACACGCAUGCACAAAAAUACAUAUAUAUACACACACACACAGACACAGAUAAACAGACACAAAAAAAUACAAAUACAGACACACAUGCAAAAUGGGCACAUAUUAAGCCACUUUCCUGUUUCAUACCUUUUGGAUGCAGGGGGUGUCCUACAUGGGGUCUAGUCUGCUGGCUGUUAGGAGUCAAAGGCUCUUGCAAUCUGCACCCCCCCCCCACCCCCCCUGUAGUUUGUUAGCUGGGAGGAUGUGACCGGUUUUCACUUCCUCCCUGCUAUUAUUAAAGGAGCCUGUUUGUACCACUAACUAAAGACACUUUGCCAUCGGGUGGCCCUACAUGCACAGCACACUCGAUGAGUGCGCGUGCCCCGGUGCAGCGUUAGUUCCUCCGCUGGGUAAUAACAGGACAGUGAUUGUCCUGGGUUUAGUGUCAAGUCAGCAGCUCAACUCACACUGACACAACAAAUGCAAUUAAGUUGUGUUGCUGCCCCAAGAGUUCAUUUAAUGUUAUGGAAUAAGUCACAGGGGAUGUAAUGGAAUCAGCCAUUACUUCCAGUUUACAUUGCGAUUUCAGUUUAGUAAAAAACUGAGAUUCCCCAGGCCCAACUUUGAUUACCGAAUGCUCAGAACCAGCACUCUUCAAUUGAUCUUACCUUUAUCUUUUAAUUUAUUUAUUUAUGUAAUGAAUUGUUUAUUAUUAUUUUGAACUAGUGGUUAGUAUUGUGAUUUGUAAGUGUAUAUUAUACUGUACCAGCCUACCCAACCACUCCAUAUAAUAUCUAUACAUUCAAUAGUUUCAAACGUAUAUCAAAGAUCUUCCUUUAAAAUCAGUAGGAGAUGAGUUUUUUAUUGCUGAGGUUGGACUUUGCAGGAAGAGGAUCAGAGCAUGGUUAAAAAUGCAAGAUAAAUAAAUGCCACAGGCAUUAUGCACUGUAGCAUAUAUGUAUGGAUGUCAGUUAUAGGGUUAAUAGUGGGGUUAAAAAUCCUGUCAGACUGUUCGGUAGAUCUGACGAAUGGUGCGGUUGGACCACCUCCUUCCGACUCCAUUUUGAUUGUUAUUUGUUGUGUUGUUUUUGUGUGCAAUAUAGGGGAAAAAAUCCUCAGAGAUAAGUUAUGAGGAUGGACUUGGUGGCAAAUGACAUGAAAGGCUGUCAGGUCAUCUAGGACUGACUGGCUAUUUGGUGAGGUUUAAUACAUAAAGUUUACAAAGUCUUAAGUCUGUUAUUUGGUUCAUUGUUUUCGUUUCAUUUGGUUCAUUGUUUUGAAGUUUAUGGUUGUUAUGCCCCCAUGAGCUUCAAAUAAAACACCACGGUCUAGCCCAUUAACAGUUAACAGUUUGUGUCUGUUUUGAUUGUGUGGUCUUUUUAUUGAGAUAUAUGCUAUUGCCUACCAUACAUAUACAUUAACUAAAAUAUUUUAUCUGUGUUAAAUAUUAUGUUAAUGGUGAUGAUCAGCCAACAGCAAUCAAAAAACAGACAUCAAUGUUACUUUGUUGUUUAAUGAUGGAAAUAUGUGUCCUUGUGCUUUUCUGUGUUGGAAAAGAAAAGUGCUUGGACUAUAGAUUCUUUGUUUAAAUGUGAAUAUUCACAUAAGCAUGUUAUAAUAAUUGUGUGUGUGCCAUUAUUUUCUUAAAAUAAGUACUGUUUGAAGAUCAUAUAAAUAAAUACACUAAUUACUAUAUAGAUAUAAACAAUCCAGAAAAGUUGAAAUAAAUAAAUUAUAUUUUAAAGUAUAUCUUAUUUUUCUGAAAUUUGUUUUGGUAAAUAUUUACUGGCUUUCUAAGCACAGAAUGCAUCAAGUACAAUAUUUACAAUUACAUGCAGAUAUGAAGAUAUUUCACAAAACGUUCAAAGGGUACACGACAGCCUGAUUUGUACUCUGCAGUUCAAUUUUACUUUGUUUAGACUGUAAUAAGUAAAUUUGUUUCAUUUGUGAAUGGUGUGGUUUAAUUAUGUCUAUUUAUCAUUUCUGAGCAUGCAAACUAUUCUGAAUCAUAUCCACUUUCUCUUAGUUAUAAUUGAAAAUCCUCUUGUGCAAACAAAAGACGUAGAAAGAGAAGAAAAAUUUAAUCCUUCGACACCAAGGUAAAUUAUAAGGUCCUUGCUCCUGGCUCUCAUAGGGACAGUAAAUGUUUCCGUUCACUUAACUUCAUUUGAAAAAAAAAUAUUUUAGAUUGAAAACAUAUGAAAUCUGUCCAUUGAGUGUAACAUGCUUAUAACAAUGUUUAAACAACAUCAGGAAUGAUAGAUCACAUCAUAUGUAAUGUGCUUUUACAGACUCUGAUCAGACAGUUUGUAUAACAUUUUGAUUGCACUAUUUUGACAGAAUACAUUGGUUACUUUUGUUAUAAGAGACAGCUUAGAAAAAGUCACUAUUUUGUUUUAGUUACUACAGGUUACUUAUAAGUGAAGUUCAUUCCUUGGUGAAGAUUUGUUCCAAACAUGAAGUGGAUAGCAAUCUUCUGUCCUUAUUGCACAUACCUACGAAGGAGCCACAAGAUUAUUAUUCUUUGGGUGACAUUGUUGCCAAUGGUCAGGGUCUAAAUGGGAAAAUUAUUAAUAUUCUUGCAGCAGUUAGAGCGGUAGGUUCAAAUUCACUUUAGAUAUAACAGUCAAUAGCAAUUUCAUCUCUCAUUCAGCAGUUUAUUUUGAACAAACAUUUGAAUAUACUAAAUAGGGUUCCAGGUACCAAGGUAUCCAAUGAGAUUUUAAUGAGUACUAAGAUUUACGCUUUGCAUGAGGAUGUCUAAAGUCUUGCAAACCCAUAUGGAAAAGCAUUGAUUUAAUGCUAUCCUAUGGGGAAGGCAUAAUGUGCUCUCCGUGCAUGCAUAUUAGGUUCCCCCCUUGCUGUGAUGUCUCUGUAGGAGGAGAGUGAUCCAGCACUGAUGGACCUCGAUGCUGGAAUCACAUAGGUCUAAAAAGGGUUUUUAACGCUUUCGUUGACUGGAGGGCAUUGACAUAGGGACACUGUAAUGUUAGGAAUACAGUUUUGUAUAGUUUGCAAAUCCUUUACAUAUAGGAAAGCAUAAUAGCUAUAUUUUGAAGAACAUAUGUUAUAAAAGGAUAUCAUUAUAUAUUUUAAAGUAAAUGGAAACUAUUGCUAAAAUACAGCUUACUCCUAUCCCACUGUAAAGGCCAAUCACAGGGUUAACAAUCUAGGAUGCCAGGCUGUAGAGGGAUUAUAUGAGCACAUCUAUUAGUGAGGGAAUAGGAACUGUAGUGAGGGCACAUGCUACUGCAGUUUUCUGUGACUGCUUGUGCCACUGAUGACCCUGGAUACACAUUGCCAGUGGUACAUGGAAACAUUCUUGUAUAGGUCAAACUGACACAUAUAUGAACAAGAUUACUUAGCUCUUUAUAUUGUUUAUUAUAAUGGCAGAUUUAACUGCAAACUAGCAUUAGAACAUUGUCUAAUGAUAUGUCAACUUUAAUAUCAGUUUUAAAAUGCAUGUAUACGUAUAUCAUUUGUUAACUAAUUAGGUUGGAGAAAUAAAGAAUUUUAUUACAUCUGAUAAAAGAAGAGGUCAGAGAUGUGAAGUGAAGCUGUUUGACGAGUUUGUGGUUUCAUUUGCAAUGAUAUGGUAAGCUGUAUUAUAUAUAGCAUUACAGGCAGUCUACGUACAAUGGCAUGAUAAAGCGUGUGCAUUAUGGAGCUUUUGCCCUGAGUGUUGCCAACAAUAUAAAGUAUUCACAUACUGAUAUAGUAGCACAUUGUCGACCCUUCACAUAUGGACAAUAUAAUUAGCAAUGUGAGAAAUUAUUGAAAACGUGUGAAUUUGUACACAUGUAAGGGAUAUGUAAAUUCCUUUGUCUACCCCACUCAUAAAACACACAAUUUUAGAGUUAGUUAGCUAAAACAGCUUGAGUGAAACACAAUUAUAUGUCAACAAACUUGAUUUUUUAAUCUGAUAUUUAAUUGAUUAAUUAAAGUGCCUCUGUCACAUUGCAGGAUUAUAUUAAUCCUUUUUGUUCCUCUGUUUCUCCUUCAGGUUUUUCAAUUCACCGUAGAUUUUCAGUUACACAUAAUGUUUUUUGACAAUAUUUUAGUGAUGUUAGGAGCUCAAGCAAAGUUCAUUUUAGCUGAUAAGCUAAUUUACCCACAAUCCAUCAGUCAAAAGACCUCCACAGAAGGGCAAAAUGUAGACAUUAUGGACAGAGGAGAACAAAAUGGAGUUGCCAGUAUUGAGAUUCAGCAUCAGCAGGAAAAGAUAUCAAUGUGAAUAAAGGCAAUUGGAAUUGGAGAGAGUACGAUCAUUAAAAAACAAAGGGCAUAAGGAAAGGAAAAUUUAAAGAAAAUCAAACACGACAGUGAUUUGAAGUGGUCAUGGUGCCUGGAGUCUCUAUGUGCAGCGUUUCACUUUGAAACACUGCACAUACGUAGACUAACCCUGUUAGUUAGCCCACUACUAAGACUGAGCACCUACCUUUAAAUACAAUUCUAGCUGGAAAAAAAUUGCUCUUCAGUGAUUAUAGCCCUUUCCCAAACACUAGACGACUCAUAGUGUAGGGUACAACAAUAACAACUGUUUAUUGUUACGAAGCAAUAACAAAAGGAGGUCAUCAACAGGCACCUAUGUGUCUGGGGGAUGAUUCAACUAAAUUCUGCUGACUUUAUUAAAUCCCUAGACAUCAGGACGCCGUAUACAUAAAUGAUACAUUCCCGAACAGAUCUCGUUCCCCCCAGUAAUGUGUCCAAAAAUAUAUACUUAGCCUGAGAAAUCAUCAAGUGAAGUUUGACUGGGCUGAAGCUACACCCUGAUAUGGUGCAAAGUUCCAGGCUACCACUACUAAGUGCUAGUCUUUGAAAAUGUCCUGUUAUGUCUUAGGAAAAGGGGGCUCCCCUGAUGCAGCCUCUGCCACAAACCCCUUAGAUGCCAGAAGUGUAACUCCACCUCCGGUAGAGUCAUAGAGGUGUGAUCAGCUCUAGCCUGGCUAAUGCCAAGUCUGUGCAAUUUUCAUUGUACAAAAAUUCAGUCAUUGGCUGAAAGCUGUCAGCUGAAACUCUCAGCCCAAGAAUGCCAACAGCAGCAGCAUCUAGCUUUUGCCAGAUGAGUGUCACAGGACUACCAGGGAGCACUGGAGCCUGUUAAGGAAGAAAACCAGUUGUAGUGGUUAUGAUGAUGCUUGGAGUAACACUUUAAGUUAUUUUCCACAAUACCAAUGUCACCUAAAAUUCUUGGAAUCCAUAGUCCAAAUUGUUUGCAAAUAUUAUUUACAUUUUGCUGGAUUCUGUUAUUAGAGUAAUUUUUCCAUCACUGACAAUCUAGAUGUCAAGACUGACUCAUAGAAUUACUAUUUUUAUCAUUAUUUUCCAUUUUCUAUCUUCAAAUUAGCUGGGAUAAUGAAUCCAUCCAAAUGGCUCAGUCUUGGAUCCCACGAGAAACUGGUAUGCUGUGCUUUAUUUGGUAUUUCCAUAUAUUUAAAUAUUGUUAAAAUUAAAUUCUUGAGUUUGUAUAUUAAUAACUUGACAUGAAUGAGUUCUUAAACCAGAAUGUAUGAUAUGAUAUAGAAUGUAUGAUAUAGAAUGUAUGAAAAAGGUACUAAAAAUAAUACUUCACCUGUAAUAAAACUCAUUAUGAAGACUCUCAUACAAAAUAACAUCCAAACAUAAGAGAUUUGCCCUUAAAAAAUAAAUGAAAUGCUUGUAUGAAAUGUAUAUUUAGCUUCAGAUCGUUAUCCAUGGAUCAUAUACAUAAAGUAGAGAAAAAUAAAACAAAAACAUAGUGAAAUAAUAUUUUGGAACUCAAACAUAUAUUAAGGAUACAAGACCUAUAGAGGGAUAAGCUGAGCUAUAUGUUUCUGAUACAAUUGGAAUAAUUAAAUAAAUGUUACAGAUAGUGAGACAAUGCUUGAUUAGCUCACCAUAUACCAUUUUUACAUAAUAAAGUGUGUAAUAAAUUUGAAUGAUUUUAAAGGAUCACUAUAGGGUCAGGAACACAAACAUGUAUUCUAGGCCCUAUAGUGUUAACACCACCAUCUAGCCUCCCUGGCCCCCUCAUGCCUCCAUAAAUAUAGCGAAAUCUUACUGUAUUCAAGCCUGAAGCUGUAACUCUGCAUGCUGUUAGACUCAGAAAAACAAGCAGUCUCCUGACAUCAUUAGAAGUGGUGGCCUGAUCCAAUCACAGUGCUUUCCCAUAGGAUUGGUUGAGACUGACAAAGAGGCAGAUCAGGGGCAGAGCCAGCACAAUUCAAACACAGUCCUGGCCAAUCAGCAUCUCCUCAUAGAGAUGAAUUGAAUCAAUGAAUCUCUAUGAGGAAAGUUCAGUGUCUGUGUGCAGAGGGAGGAGAUACUGAAUGUUUGGAUGCAUUUUAUGCAGCCAUGACCCAGGAAGGAUCUCUAACAGCCACUGAGUAGUGGCCAGUGAAGUUAUCACUAGGAUGUAAUGUAAACACUGCAUUUUUCUCUGAAAAGACAGUGUUUACAGCAAAAAGCCUGAAGGUAAUGAUUCUCCUCACCAGAACGAAUUCAAUAAGCUGUAGUUGUUCUGGUGACUAUAGUGUCCCUUUAAGUUAUCUGUAGUGCUGUGGGGAAUAUCUGAAUUGUGAGAGGGCUCCAACUCCUAGCAAGUUUGGACAGCAAGGCUAUUAUACUGAGGGUAAUAACAUGCUGGGAAGCGGCUCCUGAGAUUGUGAGUGGAAGAUUGAAUUAUAUUCACAUUUUUGCAGAUUAAAAUCAAAUGGCAAAACUGAGGCAAGCGUAACCUUGUUGUGACUAUGGCUAAACUAGAGAAUUUUUUUCAAAUCAGCUAUUUUUACCUUUAUUUUUCCAUUCAGCUUUAAUUCGCAAAAGAUUUUGUGAAUAACCCUGACCGAUUAUCAUACAUUAUUGCAUUGUAUUUAUUAUGUUUUUCUCUUUCGUAGCUACACGAUCAGUGGAAAAAUUUCUGAAGCAAAAUCUAUAUUGAAUAUAAGUAGUUCAUUAAUUUUAAAGAGCACAAGUUGCGUUCGUUUUAAUUUAUAUGAUUGGUGUUUUAUUUAAAUUAGCAGAAUAAUUUUUGUCUGUUAAGCAUUUUAUUGCCAUAAGAAGCACUGUGGUCUGGAGAAUGAAAUUAAUAAGAAAUACAAGACACAUGUAGAGAAUGAAUUAAAUGUCCAACUCAUUUGAAUUAUAAGCUGGUUUUGAUUGGCUGCUUGGAGUGUCACCCAGCAAAAAUACAGCUAGAAAUCUGAGUGAGUUGGUAUUGUACACGUAUUAUGGAAAACUAAUAUCAACUAUCAGGAUAAUUUACUAAAGUGAGAAUACAAAGUGAAUUCAAAUUUAAUGCCAGAGUAGCCAAUGGAUGGUAGUCAAGACUUACUGUAUAUCGUUUCUAUUAACUUAGGUCAGAUUCUAUUUCUAAUCUGUAAUUAAAGGUUAGUAAGGUAAAGAUUAAUUUGUAACUGAUGGUACGAACUAAAGGUUAUGUAACAGCGCUUAAAAAUUGUUCAGUGAUUAAUAUUAUGAAUUGUUUCUUCAUCUCCAGUCAUAUUUGCAGCCGACAUAAGAAUAAAUUAUGACACCUUCCGAAAUGCUAUGGUUGCAACAGUUGUGUCAAAAACUAUUUUCACGACAAAUCCAU